AUGUUGGAAUAUGAAAAAAGUGGAGAAUUAAAGACCAAAUCCAUAGACUUGCUUGAUCUCAGUCCUAGUACUGACGUCAAGACCUUAGUAGAUGAGAUCCGGAAAGCAGAACCUCUGAUCACAGUGUCACGAACUGACCAAAUAAAACUGCUAAUACAGAGGUUACAGUGUAAACUUGGGCAGCACAAGGACCCCAAUUUCUAUCUUUUCAAGGUCCUCAGAGCACACAUACUGCCACUGACUAAUGUUGCCCUUAACAAGUCCGGCUCAUGCUUUAUCACAGGAAGCUACGACCGGACAUGCAAGCUCUGGGACACCAGUUCUGGAGAGGAGCUUCACACACUGGAGGGCCACAGGAACGUGGUCUAUGCCAUCGCCUUCAACAACCCCUACGGUGAUAAAAUUGCCACUGGUUCCUUUGAUAAGACAUGCAAACUAUGGAGUGUAGAGACAGGAAAAUGUUAUCAUACCUUCCGGGGUCAUACAGCAGAAAUAGUGUGCUUAUCAUUUAACCCCCAAAGCACGCUGGUGGCUACAGGAAGUAUGGAUACAACAGCCAAACUGUGGGACAUCCAGAAGGGAGAGAACGUGUUCACUUUGACGGGACAUUCAGCAGAAAUUAUUUCCUUGUCGUUCAACACAGCAGGGAACAGAAUCAUCACUGGCUCUUUUGACCACACCGUCUCAGUGUGGGAUGCAGAGACUGGGAGGAAGGUGUAUACCUUAAUUGGCCACUGCGCUGAGAUUAGCAGUGCUCUGUUCAACUGGGACUGCAGUUUAAUAUUAACUGGCUCCAUGGACAAAACCUGCAUGCUGUGGGAUACUGCAGAUGGAAAAUGUGUGGCAACAUUAACAGGCCAUGAUGAUGAAAUUCUGGAUAGCUGUUUUGAUUUCACUGGGAAGUUUAUUGCAACGGCAUCAGCUGAUGGAACAGCAAGAGUUUUCAGUGCAGUGACAAAAAAAUGCAUCGCCAAACUGGAAGGGCAUGAAGGGGAAAUUUCAAAGAUUUCGUUCAACCCCCAAGGGAACCAUCUCCUAACUGGCAGCUCUGACAAAACAGCGAGGGUCUGGGAUGCUCACACUGGCCAAUGCCUCCAGAUUCUCAAAGGGCACACGGAUGAGAUCUUUUCAUGUGCUUUCAACUAUAAAGGCGAUAUUGUCAUCACAGGCAGCAAGGAUAACACCUGUCGGAUAUGGCGCUGA
This is a messenger RNA of Chrysochloris asiatica (Cape golden mole), 1203 nucleotides long. It is a transcript of the gene DAW1, whose product is annotated as dynein assembly factor with WDR repeat domains 1. Lineage: Eukaryota; Metazoa; Chordata; Mammalia; Afrosoricida; Chrysochloridae. The coding region runs from base 1 to 1203 and encodes 400 amino acids. Gene Ontology annotation, molecular function: protein binding. The transcript is spliced from 12 exons. The record is from RefSeq and is a predicted model, not a curated record.